Messenger RNA from Menidia menidia (Atlantic silverside), 789 nucleotides. NCBI's taxonomy places the organism in Eukaryota, Metazoa, Chordata, Actinopteri, Atheriniformes, Atherinopsidae. The record is from the annotation of a GenBank genome assembly.
AAUUUCAAGCUGCAUUAAUGGGCCUCAUGACAGGUUUGAUACUUGAUAUAAAAAAGGGCUUGCUGCCCCUUCAGCAUGCAUUCAGAAGCAGCUGAACAAGACAGCACACCUCACCGGUUAUCUUAGUCUCGAAGAGGGGAAAAACUCCACCAUUUGGCCAUGAAGACGCUGCUGCUCGCCUCAGCUCUCUUUGUGGGACUCUUCAGCUCCACAGCGGCUGUUCCUCCUCCUGCUCCUUUCCCUUUCCCCGUUCCUUACCAUGCAUUCUGCAGAGCCCUCUGGCUCUUUGCAACACCUUGUGCUGAAAUCAGCACCACGAUUGUUCAACAGAUUCAAGUGUCCGGCCCUCAAUACGCGCUCGUGUCAGCUCUGCCUUUGUUUGUCAAAGCCAACCACACCUCCCCUGACGGCGUCCAGGCACAGAACAUCACCUUCUCCUUCAGCCCCACCGUUCUAACAGGGGGCUGCCGCGUGUCCGCCCAGUCCACCUCUCUUGGCUUCACCAGCCUCCUCGAUGACGGCCUCAACUACUGCAACCUCUACAACCUGCUGUCAAACAGUGGACUCAUCUCGGCUCCAGGCUUCAUGGAGAUGACCAAUGAGUGGGCCUGCCUGGGAUAUGGCCUGGCCAAAUGCAAAGCUUAACAACCUUUCAAGGUUGACAUGUAAUCGACUUGUUUUCUCGCAGAAUUUACUGGUUGCAUUUGAAUUAUAGUUAUUAAUUACAGAAUGUAUUCCCACCUGUACUGAGAAAAUAUCUAAUAAAAGAGUUGCAGUUGUAUCAUCCUG